This is a messenger RNA of Triticum aestivum (bread wheat), 726 nucleotides long. Its product is annotated as mitochondrial pyruvate carrier 1. NCBI's taxonomy places the organism in Eukaryota, Viridiplantae, Streptophyta, Magnoliopsida, Poales, Poaceae. Gene Ontology annotation, biological process: pyruvate import into mitochondria. The record is from RefSeq and is a predicted model, not a curated record. Gene Ontology annotation, cellular component: mitochondrial inner membrane. The transcript has 4 exons. The coding region runs from base 204 to 623 and encodes 139 amino acids.
UGAUGGACCGGCGCGCCCAAGUGCAUGAGUGGGACAGUGUGCCCACUCUCCGUUAAAUCAUCUUCUUAUUUCGCCGCCCCCACCCACCCCCCACAAGCUCGGAGGCUCGCUCGCUCGUUCCUCAGCCGUUGGCCGUCUCCACGAGUCCAUCCGCACCCGCGGACGGCAGGCAAACAACCGUAUAGGGGGCGAGGUUCUCCGCCAUGGCGACGGCGUUCAAGGCGUUCUUGAACAGCCCCGUCGGCCCCAAGACCACGCACUUCUGGGGACCCGUCAGCAACUGGGGCUUCAUCCUCGCGGGUAUGGCUGACAUGAACAAGCCACCUGAAUUGAUAUCCGGUCAUAUGACUGCAGUCAUGUGUGUGUAUUCUGGCCUAUUUAUGAGGUUCGCAUGGGUCGUACGGCCCCGAAACUAUUUUCUUAUGGCAACCCAUGCCUCCAACGAAAGCGUUCAGCUCUACCAGUUAUCUCGCUAUGCUAGGGCUCAAGGUGAAACUAAACGGUGUGUUGUAAUUGUUGGAAUACGGCCACUCCUCUCGUCUCAGGUGGCUGACCGCACGACCGAUUCCUCAGGCUCUCCAACAGCCACCUGCUCUACGUGCGUAGUUAUCCCUAGAGUUUAGGCACUAUCGGAUCUUGCCGUUGCACCCCACGAUCCACUACUCUCUCUUUCUCAUUGUAAUCUGUCUAUAUGUACUCCUCGAAGAAAUGAAUACAAGCAAUGUG